UUAGAGUGCCUCGGUAAGAGUGAGAUGAGAUUUUAGGGAAUCAAAUCAACUACUAAAAAAGAAGGGGUUGGUUCAUUCAUCCUUAACACCCUAAUCAUUCAACCCCACCUAAUUUACCUUUGCUUUUUCUAUAACAUCCAGAAAGAGGCAAAAUAAAAAAAGGAAAAGAAAAGUGACCAACUACAUAUUCUGAUAUAUCUCUCUCUUUCUCUCUCACUAACUCAAUUGCUUUACAAUGUGUUGCACCCCACCAACCGCCAUUGCUUGAGUUAGAAGCCUCUUAUCCACUAACCACUUAUGACCCAUUUGAGUACUGAUUGCCAGGUAGAAAGGAGGGUAGAAAAAGAAGAUAAAUUGGGGAUGGAAGUGGGGGAAAAGAGGGUAGGGGUUAGAGGGAGUGUGGUUGCAGCAGGGUCAGUGUGGGAGAGCAGGAUGAAGAGUGAUGAAGUUAGAGGGGGGAUCAAGGUGUUCAAUGCAGAAGAAAACCCUGAAGAAAAUAGUGGUGCCAAAUUGAAAAGAAAUCCAAUUGGAUGUGGAAAGAGGAAAACAUGGAAAUCAGAGAGUUCUGAGGGGUCAGAAAAUAAUACUCAUAAUAAUAGUUGUAAUAGUAAGAUCCCAAUUCAGUGUAAGGAGCUGAGCAAUUCUUGUUCCUCUGAUGGAAUCAAGAAGAGCCCAAUUCACACCAGAAAGAUUGCUGCUUUUGGAGAUAAGUUUGAGAGAGGUCCAAUUCAUACCAGAAAGAUGAGAUCUGAGGCACACAAGAGUGGUGAAUUGGAUGAGGGGAAUGAGAGGACUUCAGCACAAUUGAGGAAGACGAAGUCAGAUUCAAUCUCCAAGAAGAAGACUGCUUCUUCUUCUGGUGGCAGCUCAAUUCAGUUGAGGAAGACCAAAUCCGAAGCAACGGAUCAAAAGAUUGAGGUUGAGAAUGGGAAGAAUGAUGAUGAAAAUUGUGUGGAUUUGGAUUAUUUGUGUCAAGAGAAAGUGAUUUCUAGUAGCUCGGAUAAUGUGGCUCAAGGUUGUUCAACAGAAUUGUCGGUUGAUGCUGCUGCUGCUGCUGAUGUUGAUGUUGUUGCUGUUGCUGAUGAAGAAGAGGAAGAGGAGGUUGAGAUUGAGAUGGUGAAGGAAAUUAGUAUUCCAGAAUACAAGGUUGAGGUUGCUGUGAAGGAACCAGAAAGUAAUGAUGAGGUUGUUGUUGUUGAGAAUGAACAAGGCAAGAAGGUUGUUGUGAAUGAACCAGAAAAGAAGGUGGUGGUUGUGGUUGUGAAUGAGCAAGAACCUACGAAGAUUCUGAAGGAACAAGAACCUAAGAAGAUUCUGAAUGAACCAGAACCUAAGAGGGUUGUGAGUGCCCACAUGCGAUUUCAUCACAGAAAUGAAAGAAAGCCAAUUUCUGUCCCUCUUGCUAUGAAGCAAUCUCCAACAAUUAGAAGGAACUCCACAAGUCACCAAAAUUUCUCCAAAACUAACUCAAUUCCAAAAGCAACAACAGAACAUCGCUGCUUUCCACAAACCCAAAGCAAGUUGCAGAGUCUAGUGGAAUUAAUCAUGUGGAGAGAUGUUUCAAGAUCAGCAUUUGUGUUUGGAUUUGGAUCAUUCAUCAUAGUCUCAUCUUCUUAUGCAAAGGAUAUCAAUCUAAGUAUUAUUUCAGUGAUGUCCUAUAUAAGUCUUGUUUAUCUCGCUGUUAUCUUCCUAUAUAGAUCCUUAAUUUGCAGGGGGAUCAUAAACGUUGAGGACUCAAAUUAUGUUGUGGGAGAAGAAGAUGCAAUUUGGAUGCUAAAAUUAAUCCUCCCUUACUUGAAUGAGUUCCUAUCAAAACUCAAAGCCUUGUUUUCUGGAGAUCCAGGUACCACAAUAAAGUUGGCAGUGUUGCUCUUUGUUUUGGCCAGAUGUGGCAGCUACAUAACCGUUUGGAAGAUGGCCAAAUUUGGCUUCUUUGGAGUUUUUACUGUACCAAAGAUAUGCUCUUCGUAUUCUGCACAGUUAACUGAAUAUGGAAAUUUUUGGAUUCGUCGAUUCCGGGAUGCAUGGGAUUCAUGCACUCACAAGAAAGCCGUGGCUCUUGGCAUCUUCGGGCUUGUAUGGAAUUUAUCAUCAGUUGUUGCUCGCAUUUGGGCAGUGUUCGUACUAUUUGCAGCCUUCAGAUAUUAUCAACAACAUUAUUUGGUGAGAGAUGAAUGGGGGGAAGAUGAAGCAGGAUGUGAUGAAACAUGGCAAGACCCUGUUGGAGUUAGACCGAAACAAGGACCUGCAACCAACUUUAGUGAUACCAAUAAAAUAAAGAAAGGGUUCUAAAAGUAUGUGUUGAUGCUGGCAGCUAGUUGUACCACAUCUAACAGGCUGGUCCAAUUGCAUGCACCGUGCCAUGUUUUCCUUUAAAACUUUUUUUUUUUUUAGGUUUCACAUGGAAGUUUCUUUUGUCUAGGCUGUAAAUUUUUGUUCAGUUAAUAUAAAGGUUUAAUUUAGUAAACAAAUCCACCACGGUUCAAUAGGAGAAGGGAAUAACUUUUUUUUUAAAGGAGGACGUUUGUGUUCUGUAAUUAGCAUUCAGUUAAAAUAAUUUAUUUUUAUUAUGGUUCAAAUUCUUAAAUUUAGUUU
Molecule: messenger RNA, 2595 nt
Organism: Glycine soja
Lineage: Eukaryota; Viridiplantae; Streptophyta; Magnoliopsida; Fabales; Fabaceae
Product: reticulon-like protein B21
Exons: 9
Coding region: 298-2292 (664 amino acids)
Source: RefSeq, a predicted model, not a curated record